CGAAGGGAACAAACACUUGCUCGAAUAUUCAGAAUAAACCAUCUCUAGAUGUUGUUUUGUCGUGUAUAAUUGACUUUAGUCCAUGGAGCUUGAUACGAAAACACCCUAGCAGUUAUCUGAUAGUGACCUAAUCUCGGGUCUUUUAAUAUUCGGUCGCCUUGCCCCAAGCGAUAAUAUGGAUACUAACAAGACAAUAUUAUGUGUCGGUCUUGUUUGUAUAGAUUUAAAAACUAUAGUCAAGACAUACCCAUUGGAAGAUUCGGGUCAAAGGACCUUGGAUACUAUUAAAGAGAGGGGUGGUAAUGCAUCUAACACAGCGACUGUCUUAUCAUCUAUUGGUUGUAAUGUAGAAUUUUUGGGAACAGUUGCAGAUUGUGAGAAUAUUAAUUUUCUACGAUCUGACUGCAAUGAGUUUGGUAUAAAUAUUGAAAAUUGUGCAGUUUGUCCCAGAACAAAAUGUCCACUAUCUAUCGUCAUUAUCAAUACAGAAAAUGGAUCUAGAACUAUACUCCAUAGCAACAAAUCUUUAAGAGAACUUAAAUGUGAAGACUUCAAGAAGCUGGAUUUAAAGAAAUAUAAAUGGAUACAUUUUGAGGGACGACCUAAUAAAGAUGAGAUUUAUCUGAUGAUGAAUCAUGUAAGAAGAUAUAAUAAAUCAGUUGAUGAUGAAGAUAAAAUUGUUAUUUCGUUAGAAAUAGAGAAGAUACGACCAAUAUUAUUAGACGAUUUAAUUGAAUUGGCAGAUUACACCUUCCUUAGUAAAGAUUAUGCACAGUUUCUGGGUUAUGAUGAUAUGACGUCAUGUGUUAGAGGGAUGUCUGAAACGGGGAAAACUAUUUUCUGUGCUUGGGGAGAGCAAGGGGCUGCAGCCAAAAUUCCAGAUGGGCCUGUAGUGACUUCUAAAGCGUUCAAACCUCCACAAGUUAUAGAUACCACAGGAGCUGGGGAUACCUUUAUAGCAGGCUGUAUAUAUAGUUUAUGUAGAAAUCUGAGUUUGGGUAAUUGUGUUGAAAUCGGAUGUCGUUUAGCUGGUGCAAAAUGUGGUAUAAUGGGACUCAAAGAUAUACAUUCUGUCAAAAAAAUGAUACUAAAUAAGAUUGAUAACUUUUAACUACUAUGCCCUGAUUAUAAAACAUACUAAUAUAUUACAUGACUGUUGAUGUAUGUAGAACAUAAAUCAUGCUGUACAUCCUAAUUUAUUUCAAUAAUUGUACGACUUCAUUUAAAUUGGCAUAUUACAUUACAAUGAAGGCUACAGUUAUCCAUAUAUUAUUUCUACGGUAAUCUUUAUAUGCCCAGCAAACAAUGGACUUUUGAUGGGCUCGUUAUUCUUUGUGGGACACAAUAACUCUGCUUAUAAUUGAGCUAGAACUUUAAAAGUUGAUAUAGUAUAGAUAAGCUUGGAUAUCUGUUUGGGACUUGAGGCAAUAAUGAAUUACGGAGGAACUUGGUUGUUAUGAAAGACUAUUAUUAAUUAUGUUCUUAAAAAUAGAGAUGACAAAAUCUAAUGUUAUUUUAACUAUAUAUAUAUAUAUAUAUCUAUUUUUUACCUGGACGUAUUUUUAUAUAUAUAUAUUUAUGUAUAUAUGAAUGAAAAAUUAUUGUAUUUUUUUAUAUUAUUUUGUUAUAACAACUGUACUUUAAAGUGGGUCAUGCGGUUGUAAUAAAGAAAUUUAUGAAUGAAA
Molecule: messenger RNA, 1685 nt
Organism: Patella vulgata (common limpet)
Lineage: Eukaryota; Metazoa; Mollusca; Gastropoda; Patellidae
Product: ketohexokinase
Exons: 8
Coding region: 176-1111 (311 amino acids)
Biological process (GO): fructose metabolic process
Molecular function (GO): ketohexokinase activity
Source: RefSeq, a predicted model, not a curated record